Messenger RNA from Brassica rapa (field mustard), 994 nucleotides. RefSeq lists its product as uncharacterized. Lineage: Eukaryota; Viridiplantae; Streptophyta; Magnoliopsida; Brassicales; Brassicaceae. The record is from RefSeq and is a predicted model, not a curated record.
UUUAAUCUAAUCUGCAAAAAGCCUCAGCCGUUGAUUCUAUUUAACGAACUUCUCUUUCUCCUUCUCUCAGAUCUCAUUUCUCGAGAAAAAUAGCUUUUUUUUUCUCUCCGUCGUCUUCUACCGGAGAGAAAACACCGCCGCCGCCACUGACUACGGUUUAUUAGGAUCAAGCUCAAACCUUGAAACCAAACCGUUAAGAUCCAAAUCGUGUUACUUGAUUGUGGGUUUCAGGUGGAUUGUGUUUGACAUGGAUUAGGAAAGAAAAAGGAGGAAUCUUUAUCUUCUCCAGAUUGUUUUGGAUUUUGGGUAUACUUUCCAUAUCUCUGCUGUGGUGGAUCUGUGUUAUGGAUACGACUCGUGGAGAGGCUAAAGAGGCCAACGGAUUUGAGAAUCAUAAGGCUAUUGUUGAGGAGGAGGAAGAAGAAAGUGAGUCACAGUGUUUGUUGCCUCCUCCUAGGAAAGGAGGGAUGUCUAGGAGUACUGAUAAGGUUAAGAGGACUGUGCAGUGGACUGAUAACAAAGGAGACAAUCUUGCUGAGGUUUUGGUUUAUGAACCAAGUGAAGUAAGCGAUUCAGAUGACGAUGAUUCAGAUGCUUGCAUCUGCACCAUUAUGUAAUCCUCAAAACCUGCAUUCAAUCACCACUAACAUGGAGUUUUUAACAAUGAGCUCGUCCUUGUAUCUGGCUUCUUUUCAGCAACCAGUAUUUGUGAGAGGAUAAGCGAGUGGACAUUACAAUCAUGAAGUUUCAGAUUCUUUUUGCUCAGGACUUCUGACAAGAAGCCAGUCCAAAAGAGGGAUUGUCACAUAUAAGUUACAGGAGUGAGAGAGUAUAUAGAUUAUAGAUUACUGCUGUAUUGAUCAAUAGAGGCUGAUCUUUUGAGUGUUGUUUGAUUCUGACAGGUUUUGAUUGUAAACUAUGUCUUUCUGCAACAUACAGGCUAAUUAAAUUGUAAAGCAAAUACAGCAAUUUUAGUUGUUUUCCCAAAGAUGAA